Molecule: messenger RNA, 1086 nt
Organism: Arctia plantaginis
Lineage: Eukaryota; Metazoa; Arthropoda; Insecta; Lepidoptera; Erebidae
Source: the annotation of a GenBank genome assembly
AUGGAUGUUAUUCGAAAUAAAAUAAACGAAUUUUACAUUGUGAGGAAACAAGUACCAACAUUAAGAUCUUUGUUGGUAGAGUUAAAAGAAAGUAUAGAAUUUGGUGGAUGUCGUGAAACUCUCCGUCGCAUAUUAUUAGCCAACGGUUAUGUAUUUAAGAAAAACAAAAAUGAACGUUCAUUAUUAAUUGAACGGUAUGAUAUAGCUGCAUGGAGACAUCACUUUUUGCGCACCAUUGCAUCGAAGCGUGCAGAAGGCAAGCCAAUAAUCUACUUAGAUGAAACUUAUGUCCACAAAACCUAUAAGCCUAAAAAAUGUUGGCAAGGUCCAUCAACAAGUGGAAUAGUUGAAAAUAUAUCAUCAGGAAAACGAUAUAUUAUUGUGCAUGCAGGAUCAGAGAAAGGCCCUGUUCCAAACUCAUUGUUAGUAUUUAGCACCAAAUCGAAAAUGGCCGACUACCACCAUGACAUGAAUUCCACAAACUUCAACAAAUGGCUUCAAGAAAAGCUUAUGCCCAAUUUGAAUGAACCAUAUGUAAUUGUAAUGGACAAUGCAUCAUACCAUUCUGUCAUAAUAAAUAAAGCGCCCACAUCUCAAAAUCGAAAGUUAGAGAUACAGAAUUGGCUUACAUUGAAUGGUAUUUCAUUUGAAACAUACAAUUCAAAAGCAGAGUUGCUCUGCUUAGUAAAACAGAACACACCAGAACCUAUUUAUGAAGCUGAUGAACUUUUAAGCCUAAACGGACAUGAAGUGCUAAGACUUCCUCCAUAUCAUUGUGACCUAAAUGCUAUAGAACUCAUAUGGAGUCUAGCAAAAAGAAAUGUGGGAAGCAAAAAUGUAAGCCGAACUCCAAAAGAGUUCGAGGAUCUCAUAAAACAAUCUUUUGAGUGUAUUACAGCAGAUGAUUGGAAAAAAAUGACAGACCAUGUCAUUCAUGUGGAAGACAAGUACAAAAGAAGAGACAAUAUAACUGAAAAUAAUUUAGAAAGCUUCAUCAUCAAUUUAAGAGACAGCAGCGACUCCAGUGAUUCUGACGAUUCACUUCAUGUUGAAUUUUUACAUUCAGAUUUUGAUUAUAGUGAUUAA